Messenger RNA from Colias croceus (clouded yellow), 2726 nucleotides. It is a transcript of the gene Vha100-2, whose product is annotated as V-type proton ATPase 116 kDa subunit a1. Gene Ontology annotation, cellular component: vacuolar proton-transporting V-type ATPase complex; plasma membrane; vacuolar proton-transporting V-type ATPase, V0 domain. The record is from RefSeq and is a predicted model, not a curated record. The coding region runs from base 153 to 2654 and encodes 833 amino acids. Lineage: Eukaryota; Metazoa; Arthropoda; Insecta; Lepidoptera; Pieridae. Gene Ontology annotation, biological process: vacuolar acidification; proton transmembrane transport. The transcript has 15 exons. Gene Ontology annotation, molecular function: proton-transporting ATPase activity, rotational mechanism; ATPase binding.
AUCACGUCAACGGUAACCGGUCACAUGGUCGGAGGCACCAACAUAACAAGCCAGUCAGUUUGCCGCUGCGCGUGAGUCGCGCUUAACGUGUACGUUCCAUUUACGGAUUCAAAAUACGAAUACUGACAGGGGGAACAGAAUAGACUUCCACCAUGGGGGCGAUGUUCCGAAGCGAGGAGAUGGCGCUCUGCCAGCUCUUCAUACAACCAGAGGCGGCGUACACCUCGGUGUCGGAGCUGGGGGAGGCUGGCUCUGUGCAGUUUAGAGAUUUAAACCCAGACGUAAACGCGUUCCAACGUAAAUUCGUGAAUGAGGUCCGCCGCUGCGAUGAGAUGGAGCGCAAACUGCGCUACAUCGAGGCUGAAGUGCACAAAGACAAGGUGCACGUGCCCGCCGUCAAGGACAUGCCCAGAGCGCCCAACCCUAGGGAGAUUAUUGAUCUUGAGGCGCAUUUGGAAAAGACAGAGAAUGAAAUUCUGGAGCUGUCACACAAUGCCAUUAACUUGAAACAGAACUAUUUAGAGCUGACGGAACUUAAACAUGUCUUGGAAAAGACGGAAGCUUUCUUCAUGGCUCAGGAGGAAUUCGGCAUGGACUCAUUGACAAAGUCACUAAUGACGGACGAAGCUGGUCAGCAAGCGGCCACCCGGGGUCGUCUAGGGUUCGUAGCCGGUGUAGUACAACGGGAACGUGUGCCGGCGUUUGAGCGCAUGUUAUGGCGCAUCUCCCGCGGGAACGUGUUCCUGCGCCGCGCGGAGCUGGACCAGCCGCUGGAGGAUCCCGCUUCUGGCAACGAGAUCUACAAGACAGUGUUCGUGGCGUUCUUCCAAGGCGAGCAGCUCAAGUCGCGCAUCAAGAAGGUGUGCACCGGCUUCCACGCGUCGCUCUACCCGUGCCCGCCCUCCAACACUGAGCGACAGGAUAUGGUCAAGGGGGUUCGGACUAGAUUGGAGGAUCUUAAUAUGGUGUUAAACCAAACCCGCGACCACAGACAGCGUGUACUCGUAUCAGUGGCCAAGGAAUUACAAUGCUGGUCCAUCAUGGUCCGCAAGAUGAAGGCCAUCUACCACACCCUGAAUCUGUUCAACAUGGAUGUGACCAAGAAAUGCCUGAUUGGCGAAUGCUGGGUGCCAACUGCGGAUCUGCCCAACGUGCAGAAGGCUUUGGCUGACGGAUCGAAUGCGUGUGGCAGCUCAAUCCCAUCAUUCCUGAACUGUAUCGAAACAGACGAAGUGCCGCCCACCUUCAACCGCACCAACCGCUUCACACGUGGCUUCCAGAACCUCAUCGACUCGUAUGGAGUGGCCUCUUACAGGGAGUGUAACCCGGCAUUAUACACAAUCAUUACCUUCCCGUUCCUCUUUGCGGUGAUGUUCGGAGACUUAGGCCACGGUCUGAUCAUGGCCAUGUUCGGAGCUUGGAUGGUCGUCAAGGAAGUUUCUCUUGGCGCUAAGAAGUCGAACAACGAAAUCUGGAACAUUUUCUUCGCCGGUCGCUACAUUAUCCUGCUCAUGGGUCUCUUUUCCAUGUACACUGGACUCGUAUAUAACGAUAUAUUCUCGAAAUCAAUGAACAUCUUUGGAUCUUCGUGGUUCAUUCCGUACGAUAAUGAGACGCUCGAACAUAAUGCCGCUAUGACUUUGGACCCUAGAGAUUCGUAUACUAAUGUACCCUACUUCAUUGGUAUUGAUCCUAUUUGGCAGACUGCUGACAACAAGAUCAUUUUCCUUAACUCGUACAAAAUGAAGCUGUCAAUCAUUUUCGGCGUUGUCCACAUGAUCUUUGGUGUGUGCAUGAGUGUCGUCAACUACAACUUCUUCAAGCGUCGCUAUUCAAUCAUCCUGGAGUUCUUGCCCCAAGUUAUUUUCCUGUGUCUUCUCUUCUUAUACAUGGUGUUCAUGAUGUUCUUCAAAUGGGUCGCCUACAGCACUUUCUCUGAAGACCAAGCCUACACGCAAGGCUGCGCGCCAUCCGUGCUGAUCCUGUUCAUCAACAUGAUGCUGUUCUCCAGCAAUGAGCCAGAGGCAGGAUGUAAGGAGUUCAUGUUCGAAGGUCAAGGUCAGCUGCAGAGGGUCUUCGUGCUUGUGGCGUUAGCGUGUAUACCCGUCAUGUUGCUGGGGAAACCGUUGUAUCUGUUGGCCACUAAGAAGAAGCAUGAUAAGCCUGAACAAGCGAACGGCAACGUGCAAGGCAUCGAGCUACAAGAACAAACGGACAUCAGCGAAGCCCCCAAACCGGCAAAGGCGGAGUCCCACGACCACGAGGACGAGGCCUUCAGCGAAGUGAUGAUACACCAAGCGAUCCACACCAUUGAAUAUGUGCUCAGUACUAUUUCCCACACUGCGUCCUAUUUGCGACUGUGGGCGCUGUCGCUUGCUCAUGCUGAGUUAUCCGAAGUGCUAUGGAACAUGGUGUUAGCCAUGGGCCUCAAAACAGAAGGCUAUGUGGGCGCCAUCAAACUGUACGUAGCGUUCUGCUUCUGGGCGCUGUUCACACUCGCCAUUCUGGUCAUGAUGGAGGGUCUGUCUGCUUUCCUUCACACCCUGCGUUUGCAUUGGGUGGAGUUCAUGAGCAAAUUCUACGCUGGUCUGGGAUACAUCUUCCAGCCCUUCUGCUUCAAAACCAUCCUCGAACAAGAGGACAGUGAAGAUUAAACUCGUUUUAGAAUCAAUAUGUUUGACGAUCAAGGUCACAAUUAGAAUGCAAUAAAAGUAUUUAGUCUUGUU